Messenger RNA from Loa loa (African eye worm), 550 nucleotides. RefSeq names its product synaptobrevin-1. The transcript has 3 exons. Gene Ontology annotation, biological process: vesicle fusion; vesicle-mediated transport. Lineage: Eukaryota; Metazoa; Nematoda; Chromadorea; Rhabditida; Onchocercidae. The record is from RefSeq and is a predicted model, not a curated record. Gene Ontology annotation, cellular component: SNARE complex; plasma membrane. Bases 25 to 354 code for a protein of 109 amino acids. Gene Ontology annotation, molecular function: syntaxin binding; SNAP receptor activity.
UUGUAGGUUAGGUUAUUUGGGAAAAUGGAAGCGGGCGGACAAGAAGGUGCUUUGCCCGGGGCAAGUCAAGGAGCUAGGCCAUCGAAUAAACGCUUGCAGCAAACUCAGGCGCAAGUGGAUGAAGUUGUUGGAAUCAUGAAAGUAAAUGUGGAGAAAGUAUUGGAACGUGACCAAAAACUAUCACAGUUAGACGAUCGCGCAGAUGCUCUUCAGGAGGGUGCAUCACAGUUUGAGAAAUCAGCUGCAACCUUAAAGCGUAAAUACUGGUGGAAGAAUAUCAAAAUGAUCAUUAUUAUGUGCGCUAUCAUCGUCAUACUCAUUAUAAUCAUCAUUGUUUGGGCAGGAAAUAAAUAGAAAGGAUGAAAAGCUUAAAAACCCAUUCCUGAGGAUUUGUGCACGCACAUACAGAUACACUGCUGUUGUUCCCGAAAGUUCUUUUUCCUUUAUUUUUUGCAUCUCAUUUUUUUCUACAAAUUUUAAUUUUCUGAAAAUGGACCUUAUUGAUUCUUGCAUUGGGUGUAGAUAGCACUUAUGUAUUUUUCACUCGUAG